Messenger RNA from Chaetura pelagica (chimney swift), 321 nucleotides. Its product is annotated as activated RNA polymerase II transcriptional coactivator p15-like. The record is from RefSeq and is a predicted model, not a curated record. Bases 1 to 321 code for a protein of 106 amino acids. Gene Ontology annotation, molecular function: DNA binding; transcription coactivator activity. Lineage: Eukaryota; Metazoa; Chordata; Aves; Apodiformes; Apodidae. Gene Ontology annotation, biological process: positive regulation of transcription initiation by RNA polymerase II. The transcript has 4 exons. Gene Ontology annotation, cellular component: transcription regulator complex; nucleus.
AUGCGUGCCUCGUUGAAAAGAAAGAAAGGAAUGUCUUCUAAGUCAGAGAAAAGGCUGAAAACCGAGGCCAAACCUUCAAGGGUGGCAGAAAAACCUCUGGGACAAGGCAGUAAAGAAGAGGGCAUGUUCCAGAUUGGGACGAUGCGUUAUGUCAAAGUGUCCUGCUUCAAGGGGAAGGUCCUUGUGGACAUCAGGGAGUUCUACACGGACAAGGAGGGCAGCACAAAACCAGGGAGGAAAGGGAUUUCGCUCUCUGCAGACCAGUGGAACCGGCUGAAGGCAAUAAUUCCUGAGAUCGAUGCUGCAGUCAAGAAAUUUUAA